CAACGCGGGCUACAUCUGGUGGCAGGUGUCUUAGUGUAUCCCUCCCAGGACCAGUCCACAGUUGUGUGUGUGAGCAAAGAUGGAGGCCGACCUGUCUAGCUUUGACAUCGAUGCUCCCCGUUGGGACCAGGGCACUUUCCUGGGGCGAGUGAAACAUUUCUUCAACAUCACGGACCCCCGCACCGUGUUUGUGCCGGAGCAGAAGCUGGACUGGGCCAAGGCAGUGGUGGAGAAGAGCAGGAUGGGGGUCGUGCCCCCAGGUACCCAAGUGGAACAGCUACUGUAUGCCAAGAAGCUAUAUGACUCAGCCUUCCACCCUGACACCGGGGAGAAGAUGAAUGUCAUUGGGCGCAUGUCCUUCCAGGUCCCUGGCGGCAUGAUCAUCACAGGCUUCAUGCUCCAGUUCUACAGGACGAUGCCGGCCGUGAUCUUCUGGCAGUGGGUGAACCAGUCCUUCAAUGCCUUAGUCAACUACACCAACAGGAAUGCAGCCUCCCCAACGUCAGUCAGGCAGAUGGCCCUUUCCUACUUCACAGCCACAACCACGGCCGUGGCCACUGCUGUGGGCAUGAACAUGUUGACAAAGAGAGCGCCACCCUUGGUGGGCCGCUGGGUGCCCUUUGCCGCCGUUGCUGCAGCUAACUGUGUCAACAUCCCGAUGAUGCGACAGCAGGAACUCAUCCAGGGCAUCUACGUGAAAGACAGGAAUCACAAGGAGAUUGGUCAUUCCCAGAGAGCUGCCGCCAUAGGCAUCACCCAAGUGGUUAUUUCUCGGAUCACCAUGGCAGCUCCCGCCAUGAUCUUGCUGCCAGUCGUCAUGGAAAGGCUGGAGAAGCUGCGCUUCAUGCAGAAAGUCAAGGUCCUGCAUGCCCCAUUGCAGGUCAUGCUGUCUGGGUGCUUCCUCAUCUUCAUGGUGCCAGUGGCAUGUGGGCUCUUCCCACAGAGAUGCGAAUUGUCAGUUUCCUAUCUGGAACCAGAGCUCCAAGACACCAUUAAGGCCAAGUAUGGAGAACUUUUGCCUUAUGUCUACUUCAAUAAGGGUCUCUAAAUGCCCCGCCCCAGAAAGGACCAGUCUCUACCCAUAUUCCUCAGCUCCUCCUUGGCCACUGUGCACACCUGUGCCCUCAUUCCUCUUCGCCACCAAGGCCUGAAGGCCAGGGUGGAUUAGGGGUGGGAGGAUGCCUCAUGCUUCCACCCAGGCACCUGGUUGGUUUACUGGACUCCAGGGGACAAAAAUGAAAAGGGAGCAAAGACCAAAGUGCUCUCUGCUUCUUCCUUAACCCCUGUCCGCUGGAGACCAGAAGCUGAGGCCCUCUCAGGGAGAAGUUGCUGGUACCUGGGGGAGACACUCAUGCAGAUCAUCUGAAAAAUCAGGAAACCUUUAGGAUCCUGGUUCCAGCCGGGUUUGGGGAUGAAGAGAAGCUCCUCCCACUCUUCCCUCUUCCCUUCCUCCUCUCCCAAGCUAUGGACCUUUUUACCCAUGCAGUUCUAGCACCUUGGAGAGAGAAGGAGGGGAAAGGCAUCUGUGUCUCCUUGGGGCUCAUCUCCACGCUUCCCAUCCUCCUCAUUGCCCCCUGGUCAGACAGCGUCUCAGGAAGCGCUGCUAAACUUGAGUUUGUCAGACUCCCAGGAGUUGUUAGUGCUAAAAAAGACACUGUGCGAGGCAGCAGUUACAUGGUGCUUCAAAUCAUGUCUGAACCUAUUCUUGGGAUCUUCUCUAUAACAAUGGAAGUUCUCUUCCCCAAGGCCUCAUGUUGUUUGAAAAGAUACAUCCACUCACUGUGAGCAAACAGGAUAUAUGUAGGCAUUAACCACACAUUUUAACGGGUAUCAUUUCCUGGCUGCCUCCCUUCCUCAGCCCAUUAGGUUAAACACCAAAGAAAGAUUGGUGGGUACUGAAUAGGAAAGGGAAGUUUUAUUUGGACCCUUUUGAGAGAAAAUCAAGCAGGACCAAAGAGCCUUAAAGGGCACACAGCAAAGUGCAGCCACUUCCGUUCCCCAGCUUGGCUGCCCAAGGUGAUUUCUCAAGCUCCUUGGAGGACUGUUGUGACUUAUCUGGGAUCAAUGUGCGUAUCAGUUUUGUCUGGUAGGAUUUGCUGACCCUGUUCAAAAGAUAUCACUGUGAAUUGAAUAAAUUGAAAGAGCACA
Molecule: messenger RNA, 2148 nt
Organism: Propithecus coquereli (Coquerel's sifaka)
Lineage: Eukaryota; Metazoa; Chordata; Mammalia; Primates; Indriidae
Gene: SFXN2
Product: sideroflexin 2
Exons: 12
Coding region: 80-1048 (322 amino acids)
Biological process (GO): serine import into mitochondrion; monoatomic ion transport
Cellular component (GO): mitochondrial inner membrane
Molecular function (GO): monoatomic ion transmembrane transporter activity
Source: RefSeq, a predicted model, not a curated record